Rubroshorea leprosula is the source of this 670-nucleotide messenger RNA. NCBI's taxonomy places the organism in Eukaryota, Viridiplantae, Streptophyta, Magnoliopsida, Malvales, Dipterocarpaceae. The record is from the annotation of a GenBank genome assembly.
GCCUCCCUUCUCCGGCGCUGCGUUGUUUUUGCCCGGAAGCUCAAAGGCUUCCGGGGUUUUGAUGCUUGAGCCGCUGGGCUUCCCGACCGUUCAAGCAUGUUGGAGCCGCCCUGUGCUCCCUCCUCCGACGACCCUUCCGGGUCUGUCGGCUUUUGGGUCCCCUUUGGUGACCCCUUUGGUUUUCUUGUUGUUUUGUUGUUUCUUUGUGUUCUUGUAUAGUUUGUUUUUCAGAUCUGGCGACCCUCGGCCCUAUCCUGCAGAUCUUGUUAGGUGCUCGCUGCUUUUUGGUUGGCUUGCAGAUUCGGCGGUGGUCCCCUCCAUCCGGCAGCUUCUAGCGGUGGCGGUGAACGCGGGGGAUCCCAGAUCUGGCAACCUCGCGACCCACCUGCUGCCUCCAGGGAUCGGCCUCCGCCUGAUCGGGUCUCCGCAUCGGCAUCCUGGAGCUUGGCGCACCUUCCACAUGGGUAGAUUGAAGGGUGUCCCGUUUGGAUCGCUCGACCAAAGGCCGCUGUAUAGCUGCGCCCUUAGUGGUUGUUCGAGUGUCUUAUGCAUCUCCCUUCGGCCUCUGGAAAUGGGUCUACUCUAGUUUCUUGCUCCUGUUGUAAUUUUACUGUUUAUUAUUCCUGUAGAUGCCGUAUGGCGGUGUUUGAAAUGAACCAAUUUCCUUCUG